Messenger RNA from Aplosporella prunicola CBS 121167, 1380 nucleotides. RefSeq lists its product as uncharacterized. The transcript has a single exon. NCBI's taxonomy places the organism in Eukaryota, Fungi, Ascomycota, Dothideomycetes, Botryosphaeriales, Aplosporellaceae. Bases 175 to 1152 code for a protein of 325 amino acids. The record is from RefSeq and is a predicted model, not a curated record.
GCCACUCCAAACCUUACUCAGUACCUAACUCCAGGUCCUUAACGCCGCAGUACUGGUGGUACAUGCUCACCAUGACGAGCUUAAAAGCGUACCCACCACCAAUCUCUUAGAGUAGUUCAGCAGCGCUCUCAUCACACUUGCCUUUUCCUCUUGCAACCACAACAACCACCAAAAAUGGGCUUCUUGUACUCCCAACUCUUUGUUACGCCCGCCUUACCCACCACCUCCUACGCCAAACGCACCGUCAUUGUUACCGGCUCGAACACCGGCCUCGGCCUCGAAGCUGCCCGGCACAUUGCGCGCCUCAAUGCAGAUAAAGUCAUCAUCGCAGUGCGCAACGUCGAAGCGGGCAAGCGCGCCGCCGAAUCCAUCGAAGAAACAACAGGCCGGGCUGGGGUCUGCGAGGUCUGGCAACUGGACCUCGCGUCCUUCGACUCGGUGAAAGCGUUUGCGGCCCGCGCCGCCAGCCUCGAACGGCUGGACGUGGCGCUUCUGAACGCGGGUGUCGCAACGGAGGUAUUUACACUCGCCGAGGGGCAUGAAAGGACGGUGAUGGUGAACGUGCUGGGGACGUUCCUGCUCGCGCUGCUGUUGCUCCCGAAACUGCAGUCCACGGCCACGGCAUUCCCGGAUGCUGCUGCGCCCCCGCACCUCACGAUCGUCUCGUCCGAGGUCCACGGCUGGGCCAAGUUCCCCGAGCGCCACUCCCCGAGCAUUCUCGCUGCGCUGGAUAACCCCGCCACAAAGACCAUGAAUGAGCGCUACCCCACGUCCAAACUCCUCGAGGUCCUCGUUAUUCGCGAGAUCGCGCCGCGCCUCACAGCCAGCGCGCCUGGUGUUGUCCUCAACAUGUUGAACCCGGGAUUGUGCCAUAGCGAGCUCGGACGCGAUUCGGGGAUUGGAUUGUACUUGAUGAAAGCGGUGCUGGCGCGGACGACCGAGGUGGGUUCGCGGACGCUGGUGGCGGGCACGGUGGCGGGGAGGGCCAGCCAUGGGAAGUACAUGACGGACGGGCAGGUCGCGGACGAGGAGGUUGUGGCGUGGGUGAAGGGGGCGGAGGGGAAGGAGAUUGGGAGGCGGCUGUGGGAGGAGGUGAGGGGUGUGUUGGAGGAGGCAGCGCCGGGGGCUACAAGGGUAGUUGGAGAGGCGUAAGGAGGGGCAUGCGGCGGUGAGGGAGACGGGACGGGUACGUACGGUGGGGACCACUGGACAUGUACGAUGUGGUGGCGUUUUGAGAUUGGACAGGGCGUCUUUGCAGAUAUGGAUUGUGUAAUGGCAUCGUUUCUUGAGACUUGGCCUUGCAAGCUGGCCGGAGGAGAAAGGGGGGAAGUCCAGAGUUGGAUGGCCGGUGGUGAUAUGCUGCCGUUGCGACGGGCCGGA